AACUGCAACUGGUCUUUCCGGUUGUCAACAAAGUUUGCCCAACGUGGUAAUUUGAUGCAAACUUUAAAGCCUUUGCAUCAUUGCUUUUAUUCAGAUUUGGUCAGAAACGUCUGAAAGUCAAAAAUCGAACUUUCGUAAUUUUUGUGGCGGAUUUCAAUCAAAUCGAAUAUAAUUAUGCCAGAUUUAAGUGUAUCUCAUGAAAACUCAGGUGAAGUGACAGAACCUCCAAAAAGUGCAGCUCAAUUAAAAAAGGAAGCGAAAAAGAAAGAAAAGUUAGAGAAAUUUAAGCAAAAACAAGAAAAAAUACAAUCUCAAAAUGUUGAAAAGACUUCAAAAAAGCCAAAAGAGAAGAAAGAGAAAGAAGUGAUAAUAUAUGAUAAAAAUAUACCACCUGGGGAAAAAAAAGAUAUCUCUGGUUCAAUGCCUGAUGCAUAUAGCCCAAAAUAUGUUGAAGCUGCAUGGUAUGCAUGGUGGGAAAAAUCUGGGUUCUUUAAACCAGAAUAUGGUGGUAGAGAUAUUGCCAAUGUUAACUAUGAGGAUAAAUUUGUCAUAGUCAUACCUCCUCCAAAUGUCACUGGCAGUUUGCAUGUAGGGCAUGCUUUGACAAGUGCCAUUGAAGAUUCCAUUACUAGAUGGCACCGAAUGAAAGGGAAGAUGACUUUGUGGAAUCCAGGAUGUGAUCAUGCAGGAAUAGCUACACAAGUUGUUGUAGAGAAAAAAAUUUGGAAAGAGCAGCAAAAACGCCGCCAUGAUUUGGGAAGAGAAAAGUUUAUUGAAGAAAUUUGGAAAUGGAAAGAACAGAAGGGUGAUCGAAUUUAUGAACAGCUGAGAUUAUUGGGAUGUUCUGUUGAUUGGGAUCGAGCUACAUUUACUAUGGAUCCAAAAAUGUGUCGUGCUGUAACUGAAGCAUUUGUUAGGUUACAUGAUGAUGGCUUAAUUUAUCGAGCAAAUCGCCUAGUGAAUUGGUCAUGCACUUUAAAAUCUGCAAUAUCUGAUAUAGAGGUGGAUAAACUUGAAUUACCUGGAAGGACUUUACUUUCUGUGCCAGGUUAUAAAGAUAAAAUUGAAUUUGGUGUCUUAGUAUCUUUUGCUUAUCCUGUUGAAGACUCUGAUGAAGAAAUAGUUGUUGCAACUACCAGAAUAGAAACAAUGUUAGGAGAUUCUGCUAUUGCUGUUCAUCCAAAUGAUUCCCGCUACAAGCAUUUGCACGGAAAAUAUGUAUUGCAUCCAUUCUGUUCAAGGAGGAUGCCCAUUGUUUGUGAUGAAUUUGUUGAAAUGGAGUUUGGAACAGGUGCUGUAAAGAUUACUCCUGCUCAUGAUCCAAAUGAUUAUGAAGUUGGUAUGAGGCAUAAACUACCUUUUAUUAAUAUUCUUAAUGAUGAUGGAACUUUAAAUGACAACUGUGCUGAAUUUUCUGGCAUGAAAAGAUUUGAAGGUCGCGUUAAUGUCUUAGCUGCAUUGAAAGAAAAGAAUUUGUACAGAGAUACUAAAGACAAUCCUAUGGUGGUUCCUGUAUGCAGUCGCUCUAAAGACAUUGUAGAACCCAUGCUUAAAGUUCAGUGGUAUGUGAAAUGUAAAGGAAUGGCACAAAAAGCUAUGGAAGCCGUAAAUAACGGGGAUUUGAAAAUUCUUCCUGAUGUUCAUAUUAAAAUAUGGAAUCGAUGGUUGGAAAAUAUUCGAGAUUGGUGUGUUUCAAGGCAGCUGUGGUGGGGACAUAGAAUUCCUGCUUAUUAUGUAACUGUUAAAGGUAGAACAGAAGCUGGUGAUGCUGAAAGUGAAAAUGAGCGCUGGGUCAGUGGUAGAACUGAAGAUGAAGCUCACCUAAAAGCUGCUAAAAAAUUUAAUGUCUCUGUUGAAGAUAUUAGCUUAAAGCAAGAUGAAGAUGUUUUGGAUACAUGGUUUUCAUCUGGUCUUUUCCCCUUCUCUAUAUUUGGCUGGCCUGAUGAAACCAAAGAUCUGAAAGCUUUUUAUCCUGGUACACUUUUAGAAACUGGACAUGAUAUCCUGUUUUUUUGGGUAGCUCGUAUGGUGAUGCUUGGACUUCAGCUUAUGGGGAAGCUGCCAUUCAAAGAAGUAUUUUUACAUUCCAUUGUGAGAGAUGCUCAUGGUAGAAAAAUGAGCAAAUCUUUGGGCAAUGUUAUUGAUCCCAUUGAUAUGAUAAAUGGAAUUUCCUUAGAGGCUUUACAUGCAUCUCUAUUGGAAUCUAAUCUUGACCCAAAAGAAAUUGAGAAGGCUAAACAAGGUCAAAAAGCAGAUUUUCCUAGUGGAAUUCCUGAAUGUGGAACAGAUGCAUUACGUUUUGCUCUAUGUGCUUACACUGCUCAAGGUCGUGAUAUAAAUCUAGAUAUAAAUCGUGUUGAAGGUUAUAGACACUUCUGUAACAAACUGUGGAAUGCUACUAAGUUUGCUCUUAUGUAUCUUGGUUCAGAUUUUAAACCUAAGGCUGAGUUUCAGUUAAGUGGUCAUGAAAGCAAAAUGGAUCUGUGGAUUUUGAGUCGCUUAUCUUGUGCUGUAGAAGCUUGUAAUACUGGAUUUGAAACUUAUGAUUUCCCUGCUGCAACAACAGCUUGUUAUGCAUUUUGGCUUUAUGACUUAUGUGAUGUUUAUUUGGAAUCACUGAAGCCUGUCUUCCUAUCUGGAAAUGAACUGUCUAUUGCAACUGCGAAGGAAAUGCUUUAUACAUGUUUAGAUUUAGGACUAAGACUUCUAAGUCCAUUCAUGCCAUUUGUAACUGAAGAAUUAUUCCAAAGAUUACCAAGAAGGCAAAGUGAUUCUGUUAUAAGUAUCACUAUUGCUCAAUAUCCAGUCCCUGAAAAGUAUUCUUGGAAAAAUAAUGAUUUAGAGAAAGCAGUUUCAUUCGCCUUAAAUAUCAUUCACAAAGUCAGAUCUUUGAGAUCCGAUUAUAAUUUGGCAAAGAAUGAAAAACUUGAUUUAUUUUUGAAAUGUGAUGAUGAAGAAACAAAAUCUCAACUUUCUGGUCUACAUGAAACAAUCUUAACUUUAUCUUCAUCGGCUACAAUAAAAAUUAUUGAUUCUGAAGGAAUUCCACCAGGAUGUGCAAUUACAACAAUAUCAGAAAAUUGUGAAGCCUACUUGCUUUUAAAGGGUCAUAUUGAUAUAAGCAAGGAAAUAUCUCGAUUAGAGCAGAAAAAGGAGAAAUUAGAUUCUCAGAUUUCUAAACUGAAGCAAGCUACUGAAGUACCAGAUUAUGAAAGUAAAGUGCCAGCUGCUGUCAGAGAAUCUCACAUAGAAAAGAUUACAUUGACAGAAGGAGAGCUCAACAAGGUGAUACAAGCUAUUGAAACUUUACAAGUCAUGGACUCUUAAUUCAAGAAAUUAAUAACAAAUAUAAAAAACUUUGCAUUCCUCAAUAAAUUAUUUAUUGAAUCAUA
Molecule: messenger RNA, 3392 nt
Organism: Argiope bruennichi
Lineage: Eukaryota; Metazoa; Arthropoda; Arachnida; Araneae; Araneidae
Gene: ValRS
Product: valine--tRNA ligase-like
Exons: 26
Coding region: 175-3327 (1050 amino acids)
Biological process (GO): valyl-tRNA aminoacylation
Cellular component (GO): cytosol
Molecular function (GO): ATP binding; aminoacyl-tRNA deacylase activity; valine-tRNA ligase activity
Source: RefSeq, a predicted model, not a curated record